This is a messenger RNA of Cervus elaphus (red deer), 1559 nucleotides long. Its product is annotated as signal-regulatory protein beta-2-like. The coding region runs from base 396 to 1256 and encodes 286 amino acids. The record is from RefSeq and is a predicted model, not a curated record. Lineage: Eukaryota; Metazoa; Chordata; Mammalia; Artiodactyla; Cervidae. The transcript is spliced from 5 exons. Gene Ontology annotation, cellular component: plasma membrane.
AUUCUGCUUUUCUAACACCUCUCCUGGCCUUGACAUCCAGUCGGUCACUGAGGCAAACGCAGGGAUCACAAGGAAACAGUCAGUGCCUGACUAUGGAUGCUUGGAGAAAGGGGCGCCAGUUGAGAGUGGGCCAAGAGUCCCAGGAAACAACCCUUAUGCUGGGGUUGAGCCCAUUCCAGAGGUGAGAGAGAAGAAGGUGAACAUGAUAGUUCCUCUCUAUUUCUGAGCGUGUUUUCUUCUGCCCCUCCACUUCCUUACUACAGAGCUAGCCCCAGACCCAGCACAGACAGGAGAGGCAGACCUCACUUUCCCAGGAACUGCCCUCUCUCCGCAGAGCACAGAGGUCCAGGCCUCUCCAGGACCACAUUGACACCGAGCAGGCUCCAAGGGCCACCAUGACGCCUGUCCUUGAUUUCCCAUCCUACUCACAUCUGCCCUCCCUUCUGCUGGCUCUGUUGCUGAAACUCACAGGAACUUCAAGUGAAGAUUUCCAGGUGAACCAGCCUGAGAGUUCAGUGUUAGCCAAGGCUGGAGAUGUCAUAACCUUGGGCUGCAACAUUCCUGCACCAUCUCCAGUAGGGCCUGUCUUGUGGUUCAAGGAUGCUAAGCUAGAACGAAAAUUAAUCUACAGUUUCAAUGGACGCCGAUUCCCCCGAGUAUCCCAAGUGGUAAAUCCAAUGGCCAACCAGACAGACUAUUCCAUCCGCAUCAGUGAUGUGUCGCCUAAGGAUGCUGGCAUGUAUUACUGUGUGAAGUUAACAAUAGGGCAUCCUGACAUGGCAUAUAUAGCUGGCCCAGGCACCUAUGUGUCUGUGAGUGGAGUCACAAAUGAGAUGUUCAAGGUGCAGCAAGCUGAGAUAUCACAGACUGUGUCACCUGGGGAAACACUCACUUUGAGUUGCAGCGUACCCGAUUCACUUCCAAAUGGACCCGUCUUAUGGUUCAAGGGGACUGGACCAAAUCGUGAAUUAAUUUAUAAUUUCCAAAGGGGUCUGUUUCCCAGAGUAAACCAAGUUGGAAACAUGGCCAAAGCUGGCAACAAAGACUUUUCCAUUCGCAUCAAUGAAAUCUCUCUUAAAGAUGCCGGCACGUACUUCUGUGUGAAAUUCAAAGAGGGAAAACCUGACAUAGAGUACCAAUCAGGUCGGGGCACCAAGGUGACUGUUACUGGAAUAAGAAAUAAUUUUGUCCCGGAUACUCCAGGCAGACAUUUUUUGGCCACGAGGGGAACCAACUGGAAUAAAAAUCUACUCUAGAGAAGUGCAAAAAUGUAAAGAAUGUGGGUUGACAACAUUGAAUAUCCGUAUUGUUCUGGAUUCCAACUCCACUUCUUGACCUCCAAAUAUAGGAGAGAAAGCCUCUCCUUUAAGCCUGUUUGCUAAAGUCAGCACUCUCCUAAUGGAUGCCAGCUGAUAAAGAGCAUCCAUAGAGCACUGAAGUACAACUUCAAAUCAGUUUUUUCUGUUUCUAGAGUCUUACUGUAUUUUGUUUUUCUAUUCUAUUAUGACCUCUGAGCAAUACCCAGCCCGAGGAAUGAUUAAAUUGGUGAUAUGAAAACA